This is a messenger RNA of Perca flavescens (yellow perch), 4476 nucleotides long. RefSeq names its product CLOCK-interacting pacemaker b (gene cipcb). Gene Ontology annotation, biological process: negative regulation of DNA-templated transcription; negative regulation of circadian rhythm. The coding region runs from base 453 to 1655 and encodes 400 amino acids. Lineage: Eukaryota; Metazoa; Chordata; Actinopteri; Perciformes; Percidae. Gene Ontology annotation, cellular component: nucleus. The record is from RefSeq and is a predicted model, not a curated record. The transcript has 4 exons.
AGGUCCGAUACUCCAGACAAAGCCACGCCCUUAACGACCAAAUAUGGCAGAGUAAAACUACUGUCCUUUGUAUUUUUCGCUGGCCAGGAACAAUUGUCGGAAGGCGAAAAAGCCCACGGGCCGUCGUCGGUAGGCUACUUUUCAUUUUGACGCUGUCAACGGUCGCUGCCACCGUACUCCGCAUGUGACCGAACGGACAGGGGAGGGGAUAUGUGUCUCGUGUAUUGUAACGUGGAACACCGAGUUCUAGCUAAGUUAACGCAACGUUAGCUGGGAGUGAGCAGCAUCAGCAGCGACCACACCGAGGAAAGAAGUCACAGACACCUCGACCCGGGCUGCAAGAUCUAGCUAAUCUCUCCGCUUUGAAGUCAGCCUCGGUGGAACAGCGCCAAGAACAAAUUGCUGUGAGAGCUUGUCGAGCCAAGGACAUUGUCAGAACAGCAGGAAAGGAGAUGAGUACCAAGAGGAAGGCCGUGAGUCACUCAAGGGCAGCGAACAGACCACGCAUCAUGAAGUCUGGCAUCUCCAAGGCUGAUUCAGAGAGAGACUCCGGCUUCUCAGAUGCAUGCUCAGAGCACAUGAGCACAAUGGACAACACAGACUCUGAGGAUUCACCCCGUCAUGUUGUACAGCAGGGAGCGCAGGCUUCUGGAUCGGGGCCCCAAUCCUCCCAGCUGGCUGUGGUGGGAGGCUCCUACUCGAGUCUUUCUCCCAUGAUCAUCAUGAACAACGUCCUCCUCAAGCAGCCUACAGAUAACCCUCCUGCUCUAAAGACCUGGGGGUUUAGUCCCACGGUGGAGGUGGUCCAACCUGUGGUCCAGCAGCCUCAGGUGGUCUUCCUUCAGCCUGUGGUCUCUCGUCAAGCCUCCCCUGCCUCCAAAGAGGCCUCCUCUAGACACAGACGUACUAAGAAGUAUCUUCCAAUCCUGAAAUCCUACCCCAAGAUUGCUCCACAUCCUGGAGACGGCUCCAGUUCCUCAGGGAGAGGAACUGACUCCUCAUCUUCUUCCUCCAGCAUCUCUUCUUCUUCUUCUUACUCCUCCUCUUCUUCGGGGUCAAAGAGGGGUAGCAGUUUGACCUCCAACCACCGGGAACGCUGUCAGCGAGAGAAGCAGAAGAGAAAGCUGUGUGGUGGUGCUAGGAACUCUGGUUCAACCACUCUCAGUCUUCCUGCCUCCCCCAGCGCCACGUCUCCUCUGCUCCAGAGCCAACUCUCUCAGCCCACAACAGAAACCAGCGCCAGCAGCAGUCCUGCCAGGGUGAGGCCUUCAUCAGCUGUCAGCCAGGCAGAGUUUUCCACCUCUCUGUCUGUUAUUCACACCACUGGCCCUCCUGCACUGACGGUCACCCAGGAGAACAGCUCAUCAGGAGAAUGUAACCACGGUGAGAGUGAUGCUGAUACAAAGCGGAAGCGCUUCUGCAACACUUACAACAUCCUUAGCCAAUCUGGCCUGCUGCACAUCGCACUCCGCACCAAGGAGCUCCUCGGGCAGAACCGGCGCACUCAGAGCGACCUAGACCGCCUAAAAGAACACACAGACCUCUUCCUUCAGGCUCUGUGCAGCGGUGACACCAGCAUCUGUGUUAGGCUGCAGGCCAGCCUUCAGGAGGAAGACAGAGAGGGCGAGAGAGAGAGCAGAUUAGACCUAGACUAGUGCUAGGCAGUAAUCCUUUAGACUGAGCUGGGGAAAGGAAGGCCAGGGUUGGGGGGGGGGUGUUGAGUGUAUAGAGACAGCUGGACUGAAAAUAAUGUGCUCCACAAUACACCCCCACCCCCAGAAUCUGUGCUGUGGCCUACAUUUUGGCUGCCUCAGGCCCUGACACACCAAACCGACCUCAAAGAAUUAGUGCCGAUAAAGACCUUCCGUUGCCUCAUGUCUCUUAAAAGUAGCACUUGGAACUCAUCGUAAGGCUGUAGCUGGUGGCCAGUUGUCCGCCAAUGUGCACACAUAUGUUCUGCACCUGUGUGAGAGGUAAUAUUUUAGUCAGCGGUCAGUAUUUUGUAAUCUAGGAAACCUUGUGGAAAGAGAAGCAAAGCAAACUACACUACCAUUUCUUUUGCCACCGCAUUUGUGAAAAUAGCUCAGCAUUCCUAAUGCUCAGAUUGUGAAUUGAGAAAAUCGGUAGAGCCCCUUUUAAAAACUCUGGGGUUAUCUGCCAGUGGUCUUCAUCUUGUGAAAAAAUAAAAACUUGAGGUGAAAAACAGGAUGAACCUACACUAAAUCAUUGAAAUCAUAGAUUUGGUCACUCAGCCCUCUCUCUAAUUGCCUCCAUCACUGAUUCAACAAGCUUAAUCAUCCAUCCAAACAGCCUAGUGCUACACUAGUGCCAUUAGUGAAGGACACACUGCAAAAACUGUGUGCGGUGGUCAUUCACACACUUUUAGGUGCUGCACACCAGCUGUGGCUUGGUGUGUUAGGGACCCACAGUCUAACGGAAGGCCAGAACCACAGCUCCCUGUUCUGCCAUACUGAGCCUGACUAGAUCUAUUCCACUGGAACUGCCUCUCUGUGCACAGACAUCUUUAGCUCAUUGGCAAUCAAGACCCUGAAAGAUUUGAAUCCAAGGCAUAUACAAAACAUUUUUUAAACUGAAAGCACAACACAGGCUCGGAAUCAGAAAACUUGAUUUCAACCCAAAGACUGGAUAUUUAAACUUUUAACCGUGCAUGACGAGGUGUACUCCUCUAAAACUGAAAGACAUCUGCAUACUGCUCAUUGCUUUUAUUUAAUUAGGUUUCAACAGUUUUGCAUCAUUCAUGGUAGUCCUCUAAGCUGUGUGUCAUUGAUAAGCAUUGAUACUGAUGUGUAGCUUAACAGACAUCCAGUUUGUCUAAAUUAUUUCAUGCAGCUGUUACAAUAAUGUAAAAUUGAUGAUUAUAACUGGCUUAUGUCACAUAUAUAGAAUGUGUCCAGGGCCUUUUGCCAGUCACCAUUUUGUAAAUAGACAAACAUGUGCCUAAAGUUUUUUUUUUUUUUAGUUUCUGCUUAAUUUUUAAACAUGAUGUGAAAGAUUUGGCACGCCGCGUUGACUGUUUUAAGUUCAGCUUUCCUUUCAUGUUGAUGAAGAUGUAAUACAGUGCAAACUAGCUGGAAGUAAAGCUCUGAACAGCCAUUUUGGUAUGUUCCCAAAAACAGCCCAGUGUAAAGGCUGCUUCCUAUAGUUCAACCAUAUUCAUUAGUUACUUGUGUACAAGUUCCAUCAUUUGUUUUUGUGUGUUUUUCUAUGUACUCGUGGAUGUAAUUUAAUGUGGCAAUAUUGUCUUAAGUGCAGACUUUUUCUGUUUUUAAGUUCCUGUCAUUAUGUAACUAUUGCAUCGUCCAAAUUAGGAACAGUUAUGGAGUUUUGUGAUGCUUAAUAUAAACGUUUUGUAUACUUAUAAGUUAUGGCCUUAAUAUCCAUCCCAAUGUAUGUCACAGAAUUUUGCAUUUGCACUAAAAUAAUCAGAGAGCAGCUCUGAAGCAUUUUCUGAGCAGAAUCUAAUGGCAGCUAUGGUAGCUCCUUUGAGGCAGACUGCAUGUCUUUUUAAUUGACUUGAAUUGCAUUGUGAGGCAUCCUAAGCCACUACCAGUGUAUGAGUACUAUUCCUAAAGGACAACCAUACAUUUGCGUUGUUCCAUAUCACCGCUUUCAUUUGGAAGGACAGGAGCACACUGAUUAACUUUUAAGCUUUUGGUUUGUAAGUGGACUGAUAUGUCAACAGUUAUGCCUUCAUCAGACAGAAUCGGUGGAUAUUUUGACAGAGAAUAGGACACAGUAGCAGGUGAUACGAUGUGUUUCAACAAUAUCCACUGUAAAUUAAUCGUUAUGUUUUAGUCUCCCAAACCAGAUUUGAUGUAUGUUUAGGGUCACUGUCCUACUGGAAAACCAUGCUGUGUCUAACACUCUGCCCUCUGGCUCAUAGUUUGAUGUUGCACUGAAGAAAUUUGAGGUCAUCUUACUCUGCAGUGCACCAGUUCCACUGGCCGCCCCAGAUACACUGUACAAUCUUUUUGUGGUUGACUGGCUCAGUAUCUCCCCUCUAAACACUACUAUGGUUAUUGUGGUAGCUGACCACAAAACCUUCCAAAUGUCUUAAAAAAUUCCAUCUUGGAACAUUUUAGUUUUCCUGACCUGUUCCAAGUAUUUUGUGUCUUCCCACUAAAAUGAAUGUGGUUCAAGCUAAUAAGAGCAGCCAAACUGGCUCUUUUUGCACAGACAGUUAAGUUUCUAGCAACAAGAUGUUGACAUUUUAGACUUUUCUACAUGACCAAUAAAAAAAAAAAAUAGUCCAGCAGAUCUUCCAGAAGACCCACGAAUCAUUUAUGAAGUAACCUAAAUGGUUUGUAUGCUAAAGUAAUGACGUACGUCCCAAAUGUGAUAAAUAAGUUGUAGAAACAACUGAGAAAGGGUUUAAUGUAACAUGCUUUAGGUUUAUUUUUGUACAUUUUUAGUUUGAGGCUCAUUGCUGGUGUAAUAAAUGUUAUUCCAAAGAAA